Molecule: messenger RNA, 624 nt
Organism: Thermochaetoides thermophila DSM 1495
Lineage: Eukaryota; Fungi; Ascomycota; Sordariomycetes; Sordariales; Chaetomiaceae
Exons: 2
Coding region: 1-624 (207 amino acids)
Source: RefSeq, a predicted model, not a curated record
AUGUCUACCCGCCCUGAGCUUGACAGCUUCAAGUGCCAUGCCAGUGUUGAGGCAGCACUUGAGCCGCUAAGCAUCGUUGACGGGCACCUCUCCAUUCCCACAGAGACCUGUAUUUUCACACUUCUGAGCGAAUGCUACACUAAGAUCCGUGAUAUCUUUGGCCUUAACGACCCUGAAAAUGUGCUCGGCCAGCCGGAUGCUCUCGAUAGCAUGUUGAAGGUUACCUUUGAUACCUUCCAUCGUUCUUUCGUCACCGAGAAGUCGACCCAUGUGCUUGCCGACUUGGACGAUCAUGAAAAGUCCAGCUUGUAUCUGCAGGCCGUUGCUGGCAUGGUCUUGAUCUUCCAACGUCUGAAGGCUGCCGGUCCCGAGCUCUCACAGCGUCUGUUCUCUCGGGAGCUUCAGCUAUUUGCUGAGAGCGACCAGCGUGAGUCCGUUCUCGAGACAAUCGACACAACCGAUAUUAUCAACUCCUGCUUUGCCAAGCGAGCUGUGGUUGACUUCAUCUCUGGGGUUAUUGAGGGUCGCAAGAAGGAGCAGAAGACGGAAGACCAGUCUGUGAAUGCUGCAUGGGGCAAGAACCUUGGUGUCCCAUGGGGCUUCACUGUUAUGGCUCUCAAUUAA